AUGCGAACUCACUUCCCGGAAGCAGAAGCAGGAGCGUACAAAAAGGCUUUGAAAGAGCGCUUGGAUAGGGUGGAGUCGCUGCUCAAAGCCGCUGGUCUCGUGGACGAGGAGAAUCUUACACCUCCAGAAACCAGCAGCGAUGACGGUGUGUCGCUCGAAGAGGACAAAAUGGAAGCCGAAAGUGACGAUGAGCUCUCAAGUCCACUGCCGCAUAACUCGAGUGAGCACAAGGUUCGCUUGUUCAAGUCGGCCAAUCAGCAGUCGGGACUUGAGUCAUCUAGCAAGCUUUCCGGUACUGGGGAUAGCCAGCAUGUUUCCAUAAUUCGAUGGGAUAACAAGGCUGACUCCAUAUACUACGGACGUUCUUCCUCAUUGUCCAUUUUAUCCAGAGAAGGGAUUGAGUGGAUCAAGCACAAGACCGGUGAAGUCAACUUUCUUCGUCUGCUAGUCUCAGACACAAGGCACGAUAGUCCAUGGGACUAUUGGCGGCCUGACGUGUUCCACGAUGUCUUUGCCUCGAAGGUCUUCAAACCUCUUCCGCCCCGAGCGGAGGUAUUUUCCUUAUUAGGCGAUUAUUUUCGAACAAUCAAUCGCUUGUUCCCGCUUUACCAUGAAGCCUCUUUUAUGGAAAUGGUGGAAUGGCAGUACACACAGCAGACGUGCGAUGACGCUGCUCGGUGGGCCAGCAUCAAUGUCAUUCUCGCCUUGGCCUAUGAAUACAGAUACACAAAUAGUCUCAAGUCGGAAAAGGACAAAGAAAGAGCAUGGCUCUAUUAUAAGAACGCCAUGUCGGUUUUCACUGAACUGACGCUGCGCCGGACUGAUAUGCUGAGUGUACAAGCCCUCCUUGGCAUGGCGCUUUUCCUUCGUGGUAAUUCAGGCACUCAGUCAGCAAUGCCUUUAAUAACAGCAGCCAUCAGAACGUGCCACCGACUGGGUCUCCAUCGUGACACUCCGCGGCCUCACCUUGCCCCAGCGGAGCAGGAGCAGAGGAAAAGGGUCUUCUGGAUCGCCUUUAUUCUAGAUCAAAGUACAUGUAUACGAACUGGAAAUGCGCCAACUCAACAUCCCGACGAUUUUGACGUCGAGAUCCCUGCUGUUGAUCCCGAAAAUGAUCUCUUGCUAAGUGACAACAAACCAUUUUUCCAGCAACUUUGUCAACUCACCAUUAUCAAGAGUCGUAUAUACACGGAGCUCUAUUCUGAAAAAGCCUUGCAGAAUAAGACCGCAGCUGAAGUCAUGAAGAUCGUGAAGAAACUUCACGCUGAACUCGGAGAAUGGAGGGCGGCGAACACGUUUGAUGAUCAAUUGAAACAGGGAGCGGCAGGCGAAGAUUUUCUGCGAGGAUUUGCGUCCGCCGGCAUGCAGUUCGUCUACUUCAACUCUUUGAUCUUGAUCCAUCGGAUGCCUCUAGUCAUUGCCUUCAUCUACCGACAACGUCUCGCAAAUGGAGAUUCUGCUCCUGAUGAUGCCAAUUUGAUCCUUCGAGAAUCGUCCUCCUCCAUUGCUUUUUGUUCAGAGGCUGCUCGGGAUACGUUGAGGCUCGUUAAUAAUCUCCCAUGGGGUGAUAUAGCAUGGAUAUGGUCCCUUCUGUAUUACGUGUUUCUGGCCGUUAUGACAAUUUUCAUAAACAUUCUGCGAGACUCGCGGUACCCUAACGUCAGGGAAGACAUUCAAUCGCUCAACAUGGCUUCGACAUUCUUCGCCACGCUGAUCCCCGGCGACGGGCCCUCCAAUUACGCCCGGUUCAUGACGCAAAUGAGCGCAAACUUUGAACGAAUAGCCAGAUCUGUCGUAGAGCGAGAUCAAAAGGCAACCAAACUCAGCCAACGAGCGAAUUCUCGUGCAUCAAUGACCAGAGCAGAAGGCCACGAUCUCGCAUCAGAAGAACAACGAAGCCAGCGUAACCAACCGGCAGAAGCGCCAAGAUCAUCCCCUUCAUCUUCUCCCGUCCACUCGCCCUCGAUCAUCGACAUUCCCCAUCUCCCCGGUCUUCCCCGCAUCAACUCUUCCGGCUACGUGGUACCCGAUAGCAGCCCUCCGGCGUCCGAUGACCUCCAACCCUCAAGUCCUUAUCCUCCACUUGAAAAUACCUAUCAAAACGGCGCAGCGCCAUCUGAAUCAUCCGUUUCUCCCCAAGGAUUCAAUAAUCCCACCUAUCCCUUUGACGCCUUCUUCCCAAUGCCGGUAGCCAACCACAUCCCUCAAAGCGAUUUCUGGCAAACCAUCCCGGUAGCGGACUGGGGACUCCCCAGUUCGAAUCAGUUCAGUGACGAUCCCUACAUGCAAGGCUUCUUUCAAGGAAGGGCACCGUCCUUCACAGCACCAACAACCACAGCGACGUCGAGCAAUGUGCCAUCGGUACCCAUUAACAUGGGAUUUUCUUCUGAAACCCCGGGCCAAUUUGUUAACGAUCAGGGGCCGAGUCAGAGCAUCUGGCCUGGGGGAGGGUUUGUAAACCCAUUCUCUUAA
Messenger RNA from Aspergillus fischeri NRRL 181, 2472 nucleotides. RefSeq names its product transcription factor domain-containing protein. The coding region runs from base 1 to 2472 and encodes 823 amino acids. Gene Ontology annotation, biological process: DNA-templated transcription. The transcript is spliced from 5 exons. The record is from RefSeq and is a predicted model, not a curated record. Lineage: Eukaryota; Fungi; Ascomycota; Eurotiomycetes; Eurotiales; Aspergillaceae. Gene Ontology annotation, molecular function: DNA binding; zinc ion binding.